GAUAUCAUUACAGAGCACAACCAAACAAAUGAACCGCAAGCGUACUCCUCCUUUGAAAACACUUACUGUAAUUUGACUGUAUCUUUCAUUUCACCAGACAGAAGGUCUGUAAUUCUAAGGGGCUCUGCGAAUCUUCUGAUCAAGAGAGAAUGGGACAGGAUUUAGGCUAAAGCAAAACAGUUGCCUGUUACUUUAGGGGAAAAGGAAUCAUGACUGUUGUACCUGCAUCAGGAAGUAUUGCAGUCCCACACCAAAUGUCUCCAAUAAUGGAAGUGGACACAGAUGAGGACAAUGAAGACCCAAUUCCAACUCCAAGUGCAGGACGUGUAUUUAACAUAAACAACAGCAACAACAAUGAAGAGGAAGACAAAAAGAAAAAGAAAAAGGAGAAAAAAGAAAAGAAGGAGAAGAAAGAGAAAAAAGAAAAGAAAGAGAAGAAAGAAAAAACUGAGAAGAAUCAAAAGGAUGAAAAAGAAAAAGAAAAUGAGAAAGAAAAGGAAAAGGAAAAAGAGAAGGAAAAGGAGAAGGAAAAAGAAAAGGAGAAAGAAAAAGAUAAAAAGGAAGGGCCUAAGGAGGUGUUUGUGAUUAACCCAGCGGGACUCCUGUACUAUCAAUGGCUGCUUAUAAUCACAAUUCCCGUCAUGUAUAAUUGGACAGCCAUAAUUGCAAGAGCCUGCUUUGAGGAGCUACAGCACAAUUAUCUCCUGAUAUGGUUCCUCCUGGACUACACAUCUGACCUGCUUUAUUUGGCUGACAUGGCCUUCAGAUCACGAACAGGUUACCUGGAACAGGGCUUACUAGUCAAAGAUGAAAAGCUCCUUCUUCAGCGGUAUAAAGACAGUCUCCAGUUCCGCAUCGAUGUCAUCUCUAUGCUACCCACGGACAUCUUCUACUUCGUUUUAGGGUUAGACUACCCAGAGAUCCGCAUAAACAAGUUGCUCCGCCUCAACCGCAUGUUUGAGUUCUUCACAAUCUCAGAAACCAUGACCAACUACCCCAACAUCUUCCGAAUCUGCACUUUGAUCAUGUAUAUCAUCAUCAUCAUCCACUGGAACGCAUGCCUCUACUUCUCCUUCUCCAAGGCCAUCGGGUUCGGAUCAGAUGCAUGGGUGUAUCCAUCUCUCACCGAAGAUGAGUUCGGAGAGCUUGGGCGAAAAUAUUCCUUCAGCCUCUACUGGUCCACUCUUACCCUCACCACCAUCGGGGAGACGCCGUCUCCAGAGCUAGACUCUGAAUUCCUCUUUCAUGUGGUUGACUUCCUGGUGGGUGUGUUGAUCUUUGCCACCAUUGUGGGUAACAUUGCUACAAUGAUCUCAAAUAUGAACGCGGCCCAGGCUCAGUUUCAAGCCAGGAUUGAUAACAUCAAGCAGUACAUGCACGCGCGGCAUGUCAGCAAGGAUCUUGAGAUCCGUGUCAUCAAGUGGUUUGACUUCCUGUGGACUAACAAGAAAGCACAAGAUGAACGAGAGGUUCUGAGGUACCUGCCAGACAAGUUACGGGCAGAGAUAGGCAUGAACGUGCACUUAGAUACCCUCAAGAAGGUGCGGAUCUUUGCCGACUGUGAAGCAGGGCUGCUAAUCGAGUUGGUGUUGAAGCUUCGCCCACAAGUCUUCAGUCCCGGUGACUACAUCUGUCGCAAGGGUGAUAUUGGUCGGGAGAUGUACAUCAUAAAGGAUGGCAAACUCGCUGUUGUGGCUGACGAUGGUGUCACUCAAUUUGUUGUCCUUGGGGAUGGAAGCUACUUUGGAGAAAUCAGCAUUCUAAACAUCAAGGGCAGCAAGGCUGGGAACCGUAGAACGGCCAAUAUCCGAAGCAUAGGAUACUCCGACCUCUUCUGCCUGUCCAAAGAUGAUCUGAUGGAGGCUUUGACUGAAUAUCCAGAGGCUAAGGCCAUGCUGGAGGACAAAGGGAGACAGAUUCUGCUGAAGGAUGGUUUGUUGGAGCUGGACCCUGCGAAACUGAAGCCAGACGAGAGGGACUUGGAGGACCGUGUAAACCGAGUAUACAGCACGAUGCAACUCAUGCAGACCAAAGUGAAGAAGCUGCUGGCCGAACACGAGGAAACGCAAAAGGAAAUCAAACGGCGGAUUGCUCAGAUAGAGCACUUUGCUGGAGAGGUGGUGGAGGAUGAAGAUGAAGAGGAGGAGAUGGAAAAGAAGGAAGAAACGGAAGAGCAAAAGAAAGAGGAAGAGCCAGAGAAAGAGAAGUCAGAAGAAGACAAGGAAAAGACGGAAGAAAAAGAGGAGGAAAAAACAGAGGAAGCAACCAAAGAGGAAAAGAAAGAUGAGGAGCCAUAGGAUAAAACCUUAUGAGACCAUUUCAUAAUAAAAGAGAAAAUAAAAUCUUAUUGUCCUUAGUAACUCUACUUUGAAUUUGUUGAUUCAUUGCAUGCAAAAUAUAUUGUGCAGCCAAUAAAUUCUUAUCAAGGCAACAAAA
Carassius carassius (crucian carp) is the source of this 2436-nucleotide messenger RNA. RefSeq names its product cyclic nucleotide gated channel subunit alpha 1a (gene cnga1a). The transcript has 7 exons. Gene Ontology annotation, cellular component: plasma membrane; intracellular cyclic nucleotide activated cation channel complex. Gene Ontology annotation, biological process: monoatomic cation transmembrane transport. Gene Ontology annotation, molecular function: intracellularly cGMP-activated cation channel activity; protein-containing complex binding; intracellularly cAMP-activated cation channel activity. The record is from RefSeq and is a predicted model, not a curated record. Bases 210 to 2297 code for a protein of 695 amino acids. NCBI's taxonomy places the organism in Eukaryota, Metazoa, Chordata, Actinopteri, Cypriniformes, Cyprinidae.